UCGCUGCUGCCCGCGCCCGCCUCAGUCAGCCGCGCGCCACCGACACGAGUGCCGUUCGAGUCGCGCGACGCCCACUCCGUCGACAUCGACACGCAGCGGAGUAUGCUUCAACAGAUGUCCUCGUCGCCGGGCGCGCACGUCGGCGAGGUCGCGACUAUCUUGCGCCCCUUCGAAGGCCGCCAGUGUGGCGACGCGUCCUCCGACGGCUCCUCGGACACCGCUGAGGACUUGGAACUACCGCAGUGCAAGAUAAAAAGGAACUACAGUUGCACCAAGUGCAUGUUUUAUACACAAAACCCACGAGCUUAUCUUAUCCACACGCGUGACGUUCACUUCGUGAAGUUAAAGAUUUACGAUUGUGCCUUUUGUGUUUACGCCUCCCGACAUCACCAAAAACUACUGCGACACAUUAAAAUGGUCCACGGCGAGAGCGCCUCCGACAGACACGCGGAGAUGGAACCCCCGGCCCCGUCGACGACCGCGGCUACGGCCACUGAGUCAUCGGAGAAAGAGGAAGACAUGCUGGAAGAAGUAGAGGAGUGCGAUGAGGACAUGGACGUCGAUGAUUGCGGCGACGACCUCAUCGAGCGAUUGGAGGUCGACGGUGAAGCAGCAAUGCUCGUCAACGGAACCUCCGACGCUAAAAUAAAAGGAAACUUUUUUUCGUGCGACAAAUGCAAUUACGUGACGCAUAUUAGAGCGCGAUACACGAAGCACGUCAAGUACCAUUCGAUGCCGAUGAUAAAGUGUACCAUAUGUGACUUUCGGACGCCGUACAAAUGGAAUUUAGAUCGUCAUAUGAAAAACCACGGCGGCACGGGCAGCUUUUGCUGCUCGAUUUGCAACUUUACUGCCGACAUCAGGCAGAGUCUGACAGUGCACGAGAUGAAUCACCACACGCCGCCCGUGGGGCAGUUGACGUCGAACCGGCGUCGCAACCGAGUGGGCGCCAGCGACCUUUGCCUCGCCGAGGAGGCGGCGAGCGGGAGCGCGCGCGUCCCCAAGGAGGAGGAAGGGAGCGGCGACUCACGAUCCUCGCACUCGGCCUCGGAAAUGGGAUUACAGUACGCAGAAAGGGAACUGGUCAGUUGCAAUAGUGACUCGAAUGAUGCUUCUGAAACAUCUUCAAAGAAUGGUUCAAGUCAUACACGCACCGGCCGACAUCAAGAAUCAACUUUAGAUGAUUCAAAAUCACGUAAACAGAGCCGAAAGAUACCCAGACCAAUUCCACAGCUUAUACCUCUCAAUUCAUCAACCCCAAAUCAAAAUAAAACAUCAUCAGGUGAACCUCCGGUGAAGAAAUUCAAAGAGUCACUAUCAAGUGAUUCACCAGAUUCCAGUAACUCAAAUAGAUUAGACUGUCUACCGCCCGAUGUUACGUUUACACCGGUCGUUACCAGUGUUCCAGUUAAAGAAACAACAACGCGAAAGAAACAUGAAUCGUUCUUCGAUAAAUUAAAAGAAAGAUUGCUGACAGAGACAGGAGAAGAAGGAUCGCUAAGAUGUAAGAACUGCGGAUUCGAAAGCAAAUGUUUAUCGGAACAUUCGGUGCAUGAAAAAACAUGCUCGACUCAAACUAGCAGAGCACCCGCCAAUACUUUGAUGGCGAGUUUAAGUUCAACGAGAUGUCAAAAUUGCAGACACAGGUGCAAAUCUAGUGCAGAUCUUUACGUACACAUGAAAACUUGCAAGAAAAAUGAAGAAGAAACAAAAGAAAUUCCAACACAAACACAAGACAGCAGUGAAGCUGUGUGCUCGAAUUCAGAGAAAGAAGUAGAACCUCAUCCUAUGGAGAAUGUUGUGUUUGUGUGGAAUAAUAUCAAUACGGAGACCAAUAAAUUCGACACACCGCUCGAUAUUAGCAUCAAUGAUGAUUCUACACUUCCAGAACCGCCUCAAAGUUUUGACUCUGAAAACGUUGAUGAAAAUGAAGGUAUGAAUCUGUCUCCGAGUCAAGCUGUGGGAAAAAAGGUAUUCAAAUGCCCACACUGUAUGUUUUGGGCUUCGACAGCGUCCCGGUUUCACGUACAUAUUGUAGGACAUUUAAAUAAGAAGCCGUUCGAAUGUUCUCAGUGCAAAUACAAGUCUAAUUGGAGAUGGGAUAUAACAAAACAUAUCAAAUUGAGGUCUGCCAGGGAUCCUAACCACACAGAUGCAAAAGUGUUAAUGACAGAUGAGACAGGAAGAAGGAAUUACAGUAAAUACAAUAAAUUUUUGGCAAUGCCCAUACUUAAUGAAAAUGGAGAGAAUGAAUUUCAUUAUAUUGAACAGAAUACAAAUGUCGAUGCGUCUUUAGACGUCGACGAAAGUUACAACGAUGCAAACGAACUUACUAACACGUCAACAGAUAUGCAGCCACUUGAUUUACAAACUCAACAUGGCGACUACAAAUACAGCUUGGACAAUAGGAGUGAAGACACGAAGAGGCCUAAAAAAACUUUAUGGAAAUGUAAAAAAUGCAAUUACAGAGACUCAUCGAAAGAAGCCCUUUUGGAACAUGUUCGGGAACAUUCGAAGGCGACUUCGUAUGGUUUAGACGACGCAAAAUCUCAGCAGAACGCUAGCGGAGCGACCAAGAAGCCCGACAAUACAACUGACCCCGCCGACUUGGCGUACCGCUGCGGUCAUUGCAAUCAGCUGUCUAAUUGGAAACAUGUUAUUCAGAGGCACUGCAGACUUAAACAUGAUGGGGUUAUAAAAGUUGUUACUACAGUGAAGCCGAAAGUGGAAGGGUCGGCCUUGUCAAACGAGUCCGUGCCGGAUUCCUGUACCAAGUGUCCUUUUAAAUGUAACGAUAAGACGUCGUUGAUCAUACACAUGCAACAACACCAGCCCUCGCCGCAGUCGAUAUUCAAGUGCUAUUUCUGUCCAUUCUUUGUGAAGGACGAACAAGAACUGGUGCAACAUUUAGUUCUCCACGGCAUCACUGACCCCGAAGAUUACAUCGCGAAGGCUAUGGGUUGCAAAUCACCGAUGAAUGAACCUCAAAGUACACAUACAUUGUCGACUAAGCGCCACAAAUGCACAGAGUGUCCGUACGAGACCAACAGCAAAUCUCAGUACAUGUAUCACGAGCAAUUCCACCGACUGCCCGCAGACACUCCAUACAAAUGUCCCGAAUGCAACUACAGCGUUUCCAAACGACACCUUCUCCACCAACAUAUGAGGGUUCACGGUAUCAUAUCGAAAAAAACUGAAUUCGAAACAGAUCUUGAAGCUUCCACUUCGAUUUCUUAUAAGACUGAAAGUAAAUCUGACCCCAAUCUCGAUGAAAUUCCGUACGUUUGGGUCUCUGCGAAGAAUGAAUUCCACAAAAUGUAUAAAUGUCGAUAUUGCUCCUACGUUAAUACUCAAAAAUGUAAAAUACCGAAUCAUGAAAAAAUCCAUUGCGUCGCAAACACACACAAUGAAGUAUUGGUGUACAAAUGUUUAGAUUGUAAAUUUACUUGUGAUAGUUCCGGAAGAUUAGCUGAUCACUCCAAGACUCACGGCGAAAUAUAUGGCCGCAUUUAUUGUCCCGUCGACACAGAUGUCCCUGAUGAAGACCAGAUAGCGAAACUGCGUAAAGUAAUCGAAGAAGAAAAAAUGAAUGCAGCCGAUGAAUUCGUCAAAGAGGAAUGUUUGACUCCCGAAAACAAGGUAAUAAAAACUUUACAUUUUUGUCAAAAAUGUCCAUCGCGAUUCUUCACAGACACUGAAUUAAAAGUUCACGACAAAUUCCACGAUCUCUCAUUUCCACACAAAUGCAGGAGUUGUGAAUUUUCUACACUUCACGACAUUGAAUUAGCUGCGCAUGUUUUUGUUCACUCCGAUGAAUAUCACACCAAAACCAAAAUGCUUAAGUUCAUUCAUAAUACGGACCCGGCGCACCCUGAACCUCGGCUGGAGCUAAUACACUGCGCUGCGACCUCCGAAAUAAACUGGGUGGUCAACCUUCCCAGUAAAAAUUAUGAUGACAUGGACAUUUCGCCUAAGAAGUCCCACGAAGGAAAACAUGUUCCAAAACAGUAUCUAUGCAAAGAAUGUCCUGCAAAGUUCUUUAAAACUUCGGCGCUGAACUAUCAUAUGAGUUUACAUGGUGGCGACGGAGAAAAUAAAUGUAAAAAGUGCAGCUACGCCGUCAAGAAUAUUGGCAAUUUAGCCAAACACGAGUUGUUACAUGAAACAGACGCUAAGUCUACCUGUGAUUAUGAAUCCGGCGAAGAUAUGGACUACAAAAAUAUCCCACUGUCAGGUACUGACCUAUUUCAAAGAAAGACUGAGGCUCAAAAAAGAGUUUUAAAUGAUAAAGAUAAACUCGUCAAACCUAAUGACCAUUUUCCACCUGUACUUCAAGCAGACCCUCAAUUUGGAUAUCUGAUGCAUGGUAAUCCAGAGUUCAUAUAUCCGACAUAUCUAAAAAAUGGACGACAAAAAGAGAAGCGAUACAAGUGCCAUAAAUGUCCAUCCGCGUUUGAGAAGAGAGAACAGUAUAAAAUUCAUUUAUCAUUACACGGCUCUAAGCAGCGAUACAAGUGUGAACUCUGCGACUACUCUGUAAAGUAUUACGCUAAUUAUGUUCAACAUAUGAGAAAACAUCAAAAGAACGAUGAAGCUGUGGCUGAAAGAAGAAAAGGUAGCGAUGGAUUCCUUGAAUCAGAGGAGCCUUCAGGAAACAAAAAAGAUGAUAGCACAGAUAACAUUAAAUUGGCGAUCAAAACUAUGCCAAAAGGUGUGCCAAAAAGCGAUUUCCAACAAUUUUCCAUAAGUGAUCAACAAACACUUAGGCUAUUACAACGUAGAUGUGCUUUAAAUAAUUCUGUAAAUGAUACAAACAAAACGGAUGCGACGCCGACCAAGGAUCGAAAAUUACAUCCAUGUUUCUUAUGUCCAUAUACAAACCAGCGUCAGGAUGCUCUGGGUAACCAUUUCAGAAGGCAUGAUAAAAAUGACAACUUUAGUAAUGGCAACCAUAAAUGUUCAUUUUGUGACUUGGCUGUCGUGCAAUCACAUUUCUUACGGGACCAUUUGAAAACUCAUUUCAACUAUCAGAAAAAUCUCACGGCCGAAUGUUAUGUCGCCAAUGAAGAUGUAAGGUUUACAAUAACAAAAUUAGAUGAUGAAGAAAGUGUCAUUGAUCUCAAAUUAGAUAUACAAAGAAAAGUAGAUAUAUGUAAUGAUGAAAAGGUAUUUGUAAAAAUUAAAACAGGUGAAUUAUUGGUAGGAUGAAAUUAGUUUAAAGAAAGUGCAGCAUUUAGGAUACAAGUUAGGUGUAAGACGAAUAUUGUGCGGGACAAAAUAGAUUCUUGUGAGCCAAAAAAAACUUGUUGAUAUUCACCAAAGUGUAGCUUGCCAUAUUAGAUAAUAGAAAUUCUGGAUAUGACAUUGAAAACUUUAUCAUUGAUCAAUUUACGACAUAGCCAAUGUGCCUGCUGUCAACUGUGUAUAGUCAUACAAGGAUGUCUGGCCCGGUGAGAGGCGCUACUAUCAGUUCUGUCAGAAAAUAUGUUAAAAGUGUCAUAAUUUAAUUUCACUUAUACCUACUGGGUCAGACAACUUGUCAGUCUAUAAGUCUCAGUGACUACAAAUUACAUGUACAUCAAUACCUAUAUUCAUGUAUUUGUAAGAUGUUAACGACCUUUGAGAUUUUAGUAUUGAUUUUUUUUUAACAAUUAGAAAUGUUUGUAGCUUUGUGAUAUGUAUUUAUAUGUUCUUAUUGUUAAUAUGUAAUUAUUGAUAGAUUGUUCUGUGGUGAUAUAAUAGUUUAUCAUUUAGUCUGAAACACCAAAUUUAACAGUGGAUAAAAUAAAAUUAUAGUAAAUACUAUAAUUUUAUUUCUGUCCUAGAACUUUUUAUAUAAACAGUUUGAAGAUGUAAUUGAGGUUAUGUGGACAAUAUUGUCUAAAGCACCUGGAAUGUUGAAUUUGUCUCAUCAAAAUGCAGACAAUAAUCCUGAUAAAGAAUUUAAUGCAAAUAAACAAUUUUGAUAUUUUGAGUAUGAAAAUAUGAGAUUUAUACCUAAACUAUAUGUCCAGAAACUUAAAUUUUAUUGUAAAACCAUGGUUUGUAAGAAUUUGGUAAAAAUUAUGUGUUUAUAAUAUACAUAUAUCUAUGUUUAUUCCUGUCCUAAAGGACUCAUUCCUGUUAUUGUAAAUAAGUGAAAUAAUAGAUGAAUACAUAAUUAUGAUCUGAAA
Messenger RNA from Papilio polytes (common Mormon), 6173 nucleotides. RefSeq names its product zinc finger protein Xfin-like. Gene Ontology annotation, biological process: regulation of transcription by RNA polymerase II. NCBI's taxonomy places the organism in Eukaryota, Metazoa, Arthropoda, Insecta, Lepidoptera, Papilionidae. The record is from RefSeq and is a predicted model, not a curated record. Gene Ontology annotation, molecular function: RNA polymerase II transcription regulatory region sequence-specific DNA binding; DNA-binding transcription factor activity, RNA polymerase II-specific. The transcript has 5 exons. Bases 103 to 5208 code for a protein of 1701 amino acids.